Molecule: messenger RNA, 1440 nt
Organism: Folsomia candida
Lineage: Eukaryota; Metazoa; Arthropoda; Collembola; Entomobryomorpha; Isotomidae
Product: protein YIPF6 homolog
Exons: 8
Coding region: 438-1220 (260 amino acids)
Biological process (GO): endoplasmic reticulum to Golgi vesicle-mediated transport
Cellular component (GO): trans-Golgi network
Source: RefSeq, a predicted model, not a curated record
AUUAUUAUUAUCCAUCCAUCCACAGGGCCUCUACGUCAGCUGCUGAAUUUUAUUCACCGAAUUUUUCACCCCUCCGGUGACCGAAGGAAGGGACCGGGUAGUAGUAGAUUAGGGAGCUUUUUUUCCAAAUCAACAUUAGCAACGAACUAUUUUCCCCGUCAGUCCUGCUGUCCUGUCAUCAUCAAAAACUGAACUCCAGUCGGGCAUAUUUAUUCACAACGUGUAACGAAUACAGCAUUGCUCACAGGCAGACGUGCAUUAUUUUGGAUACGUCAGCAGUCAUAGUCAUAGAAUUUUAAAGGGUUGGUGAACAGCUGCUGCUGAUCAAAUUUUUUGGUCGAUUGCUAUUUGUCCUUCAGGGAACACCAAGUUUGGGAACUUUGUGAAGAAAGCGGUGUUACAAUAGAUAAUAGUUCUGUCAGAAAUCUGGCAGGUUGAUGGACCCAGUGUUUCUUGGAAACAUUGAGAGUUUGAAGAUGGAUUCACCGGACGUGCACAGAAUCAAUUUUGGUCCUGAGUCGACAGGAAGAGCGGAGGGCGAUUUUGGUUCCUUGGAGGGGGACAUAAUUACGCGAAACAAUCAGAAAGUAACUGUUGAGGGGGAGCUUAACACUUUGGAUGAACCUAUAUUCGACACGAUAAAACGAGACCUGACUGCUGUAGGAAAUAAAGUUUAUAAUGCAAUGUUGCCAAUGAAAAAUCCAAAUUACUUGCUAGUUGAAUGGGACCUUUGGGGUGCUCUGUUUUUUGCAACCUACAUAGGACUCAUAUUGCAACAAAUGAACUACUAUAACCCAGACGCGUCCCAAUUUCCGCAAAUUAUUUUAAUUGUGUGCCUUGGAACCGCAGCAGUAACCUAUACACAUGUCGUCAUGUUGAGAACAAAUACAUCGAUUUUUCAGUACAUAUCCGUUCUUGGAUACUGUCUGGCUCCAAUGGCAAUCAAUGUUACGAUUACAUACUUGUUGGAUUUUCUUAUUGGAAGAGUUUAUUGGAUACGAUUCUUGCUCUUUGUGGGUUCUACGGGUUGGUCCGUUUAUACAACAUCGAUGAUCUUGAAACAUGAAGAAGGUCCACUCAACAUUCCAUACCAUCUCGCCCCCAUCGGAUUGUACUAUUUGAUAAUCGCACUCGUCAUCCUGUAUCACACGGGUCCUCCACCAAACUCUGUCGCACCCCCAGCCCCGGUAGUGGUACCGAAUCCAACGACAACCACAUGAAUUAUUCUUCCUACUGCUGCAAGUGCUAUUUCUAGUUUCCGAUGAAUUUUUAAAUUUUUAGUCAUAAUAAUAUAAGAAAAAAACAUGUUUAUUUAUAUCCAUGGCACGUAAUACGUCUUUGGGUCAACCGUACUUGUUCCGUGUAAUAAUAAUUAUUUUUGUUUACCUGUUUUGCAUGGGAAAUAAAUAAGUCGAUCCAAGUAUAUGAUCAACAGUUGAA